Cariama cristata (Red-legged seriema) is the source of this 997-nucleotide messenger RNA. Its product is annotated as collagen alpha-1(VII) chain-like. Lineage: Eukaryota; Metazoa; Chordata; Aves; Cariamiformes; Cariamidae. The annotation marks the transcript as partial. The record is from RefSeq and is a predicted model, not a curated record. The transcript has 15 exons.
GGAGAAGUUGGGGCCCCGGGGCCCAAAGGAGACAAGGGUGAUACUGUGGUGGUGGAGGGGCCCGCUGGAGCACGGGGCAGCAAGGGGGAGCCGGGAGAGCGUGGCCUGAAGGGCACAGAAGGGGACAAGGGGGACAAGGGGGAGCAAGGCAUGCCCGGAGAGAAGGGGGCGAGGGGCGAGCAAGGCGAGAAGGGCUCCACAGGCUUCCCUGGGGCACGCGGCCCUGGUGGGCAGAAGGGCCAGCCCGGCCGCGAUGGGAUCCCUGGAGCCCGGGGAGAGAAGGGUGACAUGGGACCCCUAGGCAUGCGUGGCCCCAAGGGUGACCGGGGCAUGAAAGGAGCCUGUGGCCUCGAUGGGGACAAGGGCGAGAAGGGAGAGCCGGGGAUCCCAGGGCGCUCGGGGCUGCCGGGGAGGAAAGGCGAGCCGGGAGAGCUGGGUCUGUCAGGACCACCGGGCAUCCCCGGGAAGGAGGGGCUCAUGGGACCCAAGGGUGACCGGGGAUUCGACGGGCAGCAGGGAGCCAAAGGAGACCAGGGAGAGAAAGGAGACCGGGGUGCCCCAGGCAUUAUCGGUGGCCCUGGUCCCCGGGGUAGUGACGGUGCUCCUGGCCCUCCCGGGCCCCCAGGGAGCGUUGGCCCACGAGGUCCUGAGGGCAUGCAGGGCCAGAAGGGGGAGAGAGGCCCCCCUGGACAGUCGGUGCCGGGGGGCCGUGGCACCCCCGGCGAGAGGGGAGAGCAGGGCAGUCCCGGCACCCAGGGGCUCCGUGGGGAGAAGGGGGAGCCGGGCAUGACGGAGGAGGAGAUCCGUGCUUUUGUCAGGCAGGAGAUGAACCAGCACUGUGCCUGUGGCGGCCACCUCCCACGGCACCUGGAUUCACGGCAGGACGAGCGGGUCAUGCUCGACACCGAUGACCUUGAGUACAACAGUGUGUAUGGGGACGACGAGGACUACGAUGAGGUUCCGGAGAUGGACAGCUCGGAGCAGUCUGCGAUGCGUG